CCCUCACAAUCACAAACCGUCUUUCUCUUUCUCACAAACGUUGAACCAAUUCUCUGGUACCAUGUCUAUGACUAGUAUAUUUAUAACCAAACCAAACUUCUCUGUGUGCACAAGCUCGGCAUCAUCGUCUUCAUCCUUCACUUUUCUUCUCCUUCACAUGAAAAAUUGAACACCGACUAAAAAAAAUUUUAAAAUUCAAAAUAAAAUUUAUAUUAAGCUUCGGAAUGGUGGAGUCUCCCAUGGCUGGCGCGCUAGUUCCAGCUGUGAAAUCGGAACAACAGCCUCCGUCGACGGCGGACGCGCCUUCGCAACCACUGCUACAGGUGGUGGAGGAAGAGAAGGCGGAGACGGAGACCGAUAAGGAUACCUUGUGUCCGAUAUGCAUGGAGAUUAUAAAGGACGCGUUCCUGACGGCUUGUGGACAUAGUUUCUGCUACAUGUGUAUUUUCGCUCAUUUGAGAAACAAAAACAACUGUCCUUGUUGUGGUUAUUUCUUAACUACCAAACAUAUUUUCCCUAAUUUAUUGCUUAAUAAGUUAUUGAAGAGAAUGUCUGCUGCUCAAGUAGCGAAGUUUGCAUCACCAGUUCAACAUUUACGUCAAGCAUUACAACAGGGUUAUGAAGUGUCAAUUAAGGAGGUAGAUGGCCUAUUGGCUUUACUUGAGGAGAAGAAGAGAAAGAUGGAGCAAAAAGAAGCCGAGACCAACAUGCAAAUUCUACAUGAGUUUUUGUAUUUUCUACGGAAGCAAAAGCUUGCAGAGCUCAAUGAGAUUCAAACUGACCUUCACAGCAUUAAGGAGGACAUGCAUGCGGUAGAGAGAUAUAGAAAAGAAAUACACAUGGCCAGAGAGAGAUGCUUGCUAAAACGAAGGACACUUGAUGAUGUACAAGGGUGCCCAGGUUCAUCGAAGUCACACAAUUCACAGAAGACUGAUGAGAAGGCUCAAGUAAGCUCUCAAGGUGUCCAAAUUAGGGAUGUUUGUGGUGCGUCUGAUUCACAGCAUGUUACUCAACUUGGACUGCCUACUGCAAGAAAAAGGCGAGUCCAAGCUCAGUUCAAUGACUUGCAAGAGUAUUACUUGCAAAAACGGCGGCAUUGGACCAGACUAUCACAUAAACAGGGAGAAAUGGACAAAAGCACAAUAAGUAAAGAAGGAUAUAAUCCUGCUCUUAAGGAUUUCCAAUCCGUGCUAACUAAUUUUACACAGUACAGUCGAUUGAGGGUCAUCGCUGAGCCUAGGCAUGGGGACCUUUUCCAUGCUGCAAGUGUUGUCUCGAGUAUAGAAUUUGAUCGUGAUGAUGAAUUGUUUGCUACAGCUGGAGUUUCAAGGCGCAUUAAGAUUUUUGAAUUUUGCUCAGUGGUGAAUGAACCAACUGAUGUGCAUUAUCCCAUUAUGGAAAUGCCUACUCGAGCUAAACUUAGUUGCUUGAGUUGGAGCAAGCAUACAAAAAAUCACAUUGCUAGCAGUGAUUAUGAGGGAAUUGUAACUGUCUGGGAUGUAACAACUCGUCAGAGUGUGAUGGAAUAUGAGGAACAUGAGAAACGGGCUUGGAGUGUUGAUUUUUCAUGCACUGAACCUACCAUGCUUGUAUCUGGUAGUGAUGACUUCAAGGUUAAAAUCUGGUGCACUAAGCAAGAAGCAAGUGCUCUUAGCAUUGAUAUGAAAGCAAAUAUUUGUUCUGUCAAGUAUAAUCCAGGGUCCAGCGUUCAUGUGGCGGUGGGUUCUGCAGAUCGUAAUAUUCACUAUUAUGAUUUAAGAAAUAUUAGCCAGCCACUGUACGUGUUCAGUGGUCACAGAAGAGCUGUUUCAUACGUGAAAUUUUUGUCUAGCAAUGAACUGGCUUCUGCAUCUAUUGACAGCACAUUGCGCUUGUGGGAUGUAAGAGAAAAUUUGCCAAUACGCACUUUUAGAGGCCACACGAAUGAGAAAAAUUUUGUGGGUCUUUCAGUAAACAGUGAAUAUAUAGCCUGUGGUAGCGAAACAAAUGAAGUGUUUGUGUAUCACAAGGCAGUCUCCAAACCUGCAGCUUCCUACAGAGUUAGCUCUGAUGUAGAUGAUGUCGAUGACAAUGUGGCAUCAUAUUUCAUCAGUGCAGUUUGCUGGAAGAGUGAUAGCCCUACAAUGUUGGCUGCAAACAGUCAAGGAAGAAUUAAAGUGCUUGCACUCACAGCCUAAACGGUCAAAUCAAAAUCAAAAGCAAUCAAAAUUAAUUUUACGGUCAAGAUAGUAAAUCUGUAUAUGCCAUUAAAUAUGAAAUAGGUUGAUUAGCAAAGAUCCCAGGUUCACUUAGUAUCAAAUAUUACUGUGUAUCAGCUAUAUGGUUCUCAAGCCUUUGUUUUAUGGUUUCUUUAUCUUAAUAUGAUUUAGAAGUAUAGAUUUAGAAAAUCCUUCAUUAA
This is a messenger RNA of Mangifera indica (mango), 2398 nucleotides long. Its product is annotated as E3 ubiquitin-protein ligase COP1-like. Bases 225 to 2177 code for a protein of 650 amino acids. The transcript is spliced from 13 exons. Gene Ontology annotation, biological process: proteasome-mediated ubiquitin-dependent protein catabolic process. Gene Ontology annotation, molecular function: ubiquitin protein ligase activity; protein binding. The record is from RefSeq and is a predicted model, not a curated record. Lineage: Eukaryota; Viridiplantae; Streptophyta; Magnoliopsida; Sapindales; Anacardiaceae.